GAGCUCAUUCCCCACGCUGGCCACCCUGACUCUGUCCUGGACAGUGUGCCCAGCAGCCACCACUGGCCAUGGCAGGGCCCCAGGGCCGUCUCCUGCUCUGCCUCCUGGCCUUCUGUCUAGCAGGCUCCAGCUUCAUCAUGGGGCAGAAGGUGCUGUCUAAACGCUGUGACAUGAAGACCAGGUUUUAUACGCAUACACCCUGUACCCCAUGUGCCGCUGUCAAGAGGCGGGUGUGUCCCCCAGGCUGGAUCCGGGAGUUCCCUGAGAAGAUAUCCCAGGACUGCCGCUAUGAGGUACAACUGGGGGACUCAUUGCUGUCUAUGAGCGGCUGCAGACAGGAGUGCUGGAAAGAGGUGGUGCAGAAGACCUGCUGCCCUGGCUACUGGGGGUCUGAAUGCUACGAGUGCCCUGGGGGUGCUGAGACUCCAUGCAACGGCCAUGGGACCUGCCUGGAUGGCAUAGCCAGGAAUGGGACCUGUGUGUGCCAAGAAAACUUCAGCGGCUCAGCCUGUCAGGAAUGCCAAGAUCCCAACCGUUUUGGCCCUGACUGCAAGUCUGUGUGCAGUUGCAUCCAUGGUGUGUGCAGACGUGGGCCACGUGGGGAUGGGACCUGCCUGUGCUUUGCUGGAUACACUGGACCCCACUGUGACCAAGAGCUCCCAGUCUGCCAGGCCCUGAAGUGUCCCAAGAACUCCCAGUGCUCAGCAGAGGCCCCCUCCUGCCGCUGCCUGCCUGGUCACACCCAGCAAGGCAGUGAAUGCCAAGCCCCCAACCCCUGCCAGCUACCCUCCCGCUGUGCCCUGUGGGCCCAGUGCUCGGUGAGCCCCAUGGGCCAGGCACAGUGUCGCUGCCAAGAGGGUUACCAUGGUGAUGGGACAGUGUGUCUGCCCCAGGACCCGUGCACCACCAACCACGGUGGCUGCCCAAGCAAUUCCACCCUGUGCAUAUACCAGCGGCCAGGCAAGGCCUCCUGCUCAUGUAAACCUGGCCUGGUCAGCGCCAGCCACAAUGCCACCGCUGGCUGCUUUGCCACCUGCUUCCCCCUUUCCUGUGAUCGGUCAGCUACCUGCCAGGUGACCUCAGAUGGGAAGAUCAGCUGUGUGUGUAAGGAGGGUGAGGUGGGAGAUGGACGUGCCUGCUUCGGCCACCUGCUCCAUGAGGUGCAGAAGUCUAGCCAGGUGGGCCUUGUGGUGUUGCGUCUGAGAGCCGCCCUCGACAUACUGGGCCAGGGCUGCGGGGAGCUCCUCAGCACUUCAGGCCCUUUCACUGUGCUCGUGCCAUCUGUCACCUCCUACUCCAGGAUCACAAACGUGUCCCUUGCCCAGCAGCUCUGCAGACAGUACAUCAUCGCAGGGCAGCACGUGCUGGAGGAGGGCGGCCUGCAGACACGCCGCUGGUGGACGCUGGCCGGGCAGCUCAUCACCGUCACCUUCAGCCGCUUCAUACAUAAAUACUCCUACACUUACGAAGAUCAGCCCCAGAAGAAAUUCAGUAUUCACAGGGCCAAUUAUCCAGCCUCCAAUGGCGUCUUCCAUGUGGUUACCAACCUGCGAUUGGAGCCCCCCUCAGGGUUCUUUGGGGACCCAGAGAGAACUAUCGGCAGGAUUCUCGCCUCCACUGAGGCCUUCAGUCGCUUUGAGACCAUUCUGGAGAACUGUGGGCUGCCCUCCAUCCUGGAUGGGCCUGGACCCUUCACAGUCUUUGUUCCAAGCAACGAGGCUGUGGACAGCUUACGAGAUGGCCGCCUCAUCUACCUCUUCACAUCAGGUCUCUCCAAACUGCAGGAGCUGGUGAGGUACCACAUCUACAGCCACGGCCGGCUGACCACAGAGAAGCUCAUCUCCAAGGGUCGGGUCCUCACCAUGGCAAACCAGGUCCUGGCUGUGAACAUCUCUGAGGAGGGACGCAUCCUUCUGGGACCUCAGGGAGUCCCACUGAAGCAAGUAGAUGUGCUGGCUGCCAAUGGUGUGAUGCAUGUGCUGGAUGGUGUCCUGCUGCCUCCCACCAUCCAGCCCAUCCUACCCAAGCACUGCAGUGAGGAGCAGCACCAGAUGGUGAUGGGUUCCUGUGUAGACUGCCAAGCCCUGAACACCAGCACAUGCCCCCCCAACAGCAUGGAGCUGGACAUAUUCCCCAAGGAGUGUGUCUACAUUCAUGACCCUACUGGCCUCAAUGUUCUGAAGAAGGGCUGCGCCCGCCACUGCAACCAAACCAUCACGAAGCUAGGCUGCUGCAAAGGAUUUUUUGGCCCCGACUGUGCGCAGUGUCCUGGGGGCUUCUCCAACCCCUGCUAUGGAAAAGGCAACUGCAGUGACGGGGUCCAGGGCAACGGAGCUUGCCUCUGCUUCCCAGACUACAAAGGCAUCGCCUGCCACAUCUGUAACAACCCAAAGAAACAUGGAGACCAGUGCCAAGAAGACUGUGGCUGUGUCCAUGGUCUAUGUGACAACCGUCCAGGCAGUGGGGGGGUGUGCCAGCAUGGCACAUGUGCUCCUGGCUUCAGCGGCCGCUUCUGCAAUGAGACCAUGAGAGACUGUGAGGCCACGGGUCUGGCCCAGCAUUGCCACCAGCAUGCCCGCUGUGUCAUCCAGGAGGGUACCGCCAGGUGUGUCUGCCUUGAUGACUUUGAGGGCGAUGGAUUCUCCUGUGCACCCAGCAACCCCUGCUCCCACCCAGACCGUGGUGGCUGCUCAGAGAAUGCCGAGUGUGUUCCCGGAGCUCCGGGUACCCAUAAUUGCACGUGUCACAAAGGCUGGAGUGGUGACGGCAGGGUCUGCGUGGCCAUCGAUGAGUGUGAGCUGGGUGCACGAGGCGGCUGUCAUAUCGAUGCCCUCUGUAGCUACGUGGGCCCUGGGCAGAGCCGGUGCACCUGCAAGCUGGGCUUCGCCGGAGAUGGUUACCUGUGCAGCCCCAUCGACCCCUGUCGAGUGGGGAACGGCGGCUGCCACGACCUGGCCACCUGUCGGGCAGUAGGGGGAGGUCAGCGGGUCUGCACAUGCCCUGCUGGCUAUGGAGGUAAUGGCUUCAACUGCUACGGAGACAUCUUGCAGGAGCUGGAGGCAAAUGCCCACUUCUUCAUCUUCUCCCAGUGGAUCAAGAAUGCCAGCAUCACCCUUCCUGCUGACAGCCGCAUCACAGCACUGGUGCCCUCUGAAUCUGCCAUCCGCAGCCUGAAUCCCAAGGACCGGGCCUUCUGGUUGCAACCAAAGAUGCUGCCGCAGCUGGUCAGGGCACAUUUUCUCCAGGGUGCUCACUCUGAGGAGGACCUGGCCCGACUGGGUGGACAAGAUGUGGCCACCUUGAACCCUACCACACACUGGGAGAUUCGCAACAUUAGUGGGAGGGUCUGGGUGCAGAAUGCCAGUGUGGAUGUGGCUGACCUCCUUGCCACCAAUGGUUUCCUACACAUCCUCAACCAGGUCUUACUACCUCCACGGGGGGACAUGCUGCCAGGGCAGGGAUUGCUACAAUUACUGGGCUCCAUCCCGGCCUUCAAUCUCUUCCUGAAGCUGCUGCAGCACCACAAGCUGAUUGCCCAGAUUGAUGCUGCCCUCGCCUACACCAUCUUCGUGCCUACAAACCAAUCACUGGAGAUUCAGGGCAAUAGCAGCAACCUGGACUUGGACACAGUUCGACAUCAUGUGAUCCUGGGGGAGGCCCUCACUGUGGAAGACCUGAGGAAAGGGGGGCACCGAAACUCACUUCUGGGCUCUGCCCACUGGCUGGUCUUCUACAACCACAGUGGCCAGCCUGAAGUGAACCAUGUGCCUCUGGAAGGCCCCAUUCUGGAAGCCCCAGGUGCCUCACUGUUUGGCCUGUCUGGCGUUCUGACAGUGGGCUCCAGCCGCUGCUUACACAGUCAUGCUGAGGCCCUUCGGGAGAAAUGCACCAACUGCACCCGGAAAUUCCGCUGCACCAGGGGCUACCAGCUACAGGACACCCCCAAGAAGAGCUGUGUCUAUCGCUCUGGCUUAUCCUUCCACCGGGGCUGUUCUUACACAUGUGCCAAGAAGAUUGAGGUGCCUGACUGUUGCCCUGGUUACUUUGGCACACUAUGUGAGCCAUGCCCAGGGGGUCUGGGCGGUGUGUGCUCUGGCCACGGGCAGUGCCAGGACAGGUUCCUGGGCAGUGGGGAGUGCCGUUGUCAGGAGGGCUUCCAUGGAACAGCCUGUGAGAUGUGUGAGCUGGGCCGCUAUGGGGCCAACUGUGCUGGAGUAUGUGACUGUGCCCAUGGCCUGUGCCAGGAGGGACUUCAUGGAGAUGGAAGCUGUGUCUGUAAUGUGGGCUGGCAGGGCCUCCGCUGUGACCAGAAAAUCACCAGCCCCCAGUGCCCAGAGAAAUGUGACCCUAAUGCCAACUGCAUUCAAGACUCGGCUGGAGCCUCCGUCUGUGUCUGCUCUGCAGGAUACUCCGGCAACGGCACCCAAUGUUCAGAGAUGGACCCCUGUGCCGAUGGCCAUGGUGGCUGUUCCCCACAUGCCAACUGCACCAAGGUGGCACCUGGACAGCGGAUAUGCACCUGCCAGGAAGGCUACACGGGUGAUGGGGAACUGUGCCAGGAGGUUAACAACUGUCUCAUCUACCAUGGGGGUUGCCAUAUUCAUGCUGAGUGCAUCCCCACAGGCUCCCAGCAGGUCUCUUGCAGCUGCCGAGAGGGUUACAGCGGGGAUGGUGUGCAGAACUGUGAACCUCUGGACCCCUGUUCCCAGCGCAAUGGAGGCUGCAGUCCCUAUGCGGUAUGCAAAAGCAUAGGAGCCGGUCAGAGGACUUGCACCUGCGAUGCUGCUCACACUGUGGGGGACGGAUUCACCUGCCGUGCCAGAGUUGGCCUGGAGCUCCUCCGGGACAGGCAUGCCUCAUUCUUCAGCCUCUACCUCCUGGAAUACAAGGAGCUCAAGGGUGACGGACCUUUUACAAUCUUUGUGCCACAUUCAGAUCUAAUGACCAACCAGACACUGAUUGAGCUGGCCCGGAUUCGUGCACACCGCCAGCUAGCAUUCCGCUACCACGUAGUGGGCUGCCGGAAGCUGGAGAGCCAGGAGCUGUUAGAUGCUGAGUACAUCACGGCGCUCUCGGGGCACACGCUGCGCUUCAGCGAGAGAGAGGGUAGCAUAUACAUCAAUGACUUCGCGCGCAUUGUGAGCAGCGACCACGAGGCUGUGAACGGUAUCCUGCACUUCAUUGACCGUGUCCUGCUGCCGCCAGAUGCGUUACACUGGGAGCCUAAUGUUGUCCCAACCCCAAAGAGAAAUGUCACCGCUGCUGCCAAGAGCUUCGGUUAUACUAUCGUCAGCAGCCUCAUAACGAUGGCUGGACUCCUGCCUUUGCUUCAAGAUGUGUCCCAUAGGCCUUUCACAAUGCUAUGGCCCACAGACUCUGCCCUGCAAGCCUUGCCCCCUGAGCGCCAGGCCUGGCUGUACCAUGAAACUCAUCGUGACAAGCUGGCAGCCAUUCUGCGGGGCCACAUGAUCCACAGUGUCGAGGCUUUGGCAUCCGACCUGCCCAACCUGGGCUCACUCCGCACCAUGCAUGGGACCCCCAUCUCCUUCUCCUGCAGCCGCACCCGACCUGGGGAGCUCAUGGUGGGUGAGGAUGACGCCCGCAUUGUGCAGAGACACCUGCCCUUUGAGGGUGGCUUGGCCUAUGGCAUUGACCAGCUGCUUGAGCCACCAGGCAUUGGGGCCCGCUGUGACCGUUUUGAGACCCAGCUAGUGCAGAAGGCCUGUGGCAUCUGUGGGCUGGAGCCACCCUGUCCUCAGGGCUGGAAGGACCAGGGCAGCCCCGAGGCUUGCUGGCACUUAUACACAAAAUUACGACCAGCUUUUACACUGCGCCCAUGGGUACAAGGCAGCUGGGGGCGGCCCAGCCUCUGGGGCCGUACCCAUAGCUUGGGAAGGGGCUGCCGCCGAAACUGUGUCACCAGUACGUGGAAGCCCAGCUGCUGCUCUGGUCACUAUGGCAGUGAGUGCCGAGCAUGCCCCGGAGGCCCCAGCAAUCCCUGUAGUAACCAUGGUGUGUGCUCGGAUGGCAUGAGUGGCAGUGGGCAGUGCACUUGCCACUCAGGCUUCGCUGGGACAGCCUGUGAACUCUGUGCGUCAGGUGCCUUUGGGCCCCAUUGCCAAGCCUGCCGCUGUACCUCCCACGGACAUUGUGAUGAGGGCCUUGGGGGCUCUGGUACCUGCUUCUGUGAUGAGGGCUGGACAGGGCCACACUGUGAGGUGCAGCUGGAGGUGCAGCCCGUGUGCACGCCACCCUGCGCUUCCCAGGCCAUGUGCCGUGUGAACAACAGCUGUGAGUGCAGCCUGGGUUAUGAAGGGGACGGCCGAGUAUGCACAGUGGUGGACCUGUGCCAGGAUGGGCAUGGUGGCUGCAGUAAGCAUGCCAACUGCAGUCAGAUGGGCACAGUGGUCACCUGCACCUGCCUACCAGACUAUGAGGGUGAUGGCAGGAUCUGCUGGGCCCGCAAUCCCUGUGAAGAUGGUCACCGUGGAGGCUGCAGCGAGCAUGCUGACUGUCACAACACUGGCCCGAACACACGGCGCUGCGAGUGCCACAUGGGUUAUGUGGGUGACGGGCUACAAUGUCUGGAGGAGCCUGAAUUGCCUGUGGAUCGCUGUUUGGACCAACCCCGACCCUGUCACGUGGAUGCCGUGUGCACUGACCUACACUUCCAGGAAAAACAAGCUGGGGUCUUCCACCUCCAAGCCGCCAGUGGCCCUUACGGCCUGACCUUCUCAGAGGCCGAGGCAGCAUGUGCGGCCCAGGGAGCUGUCCUGGCAUCUCUUCUUCAGCUCUCUGCUGCCCAACAGCUGGGCUUCCACCUGUGUCUUGUGGGCUGGCUGGCCAACGGCUCAGCUGCCCACCCUGUCGUGUUCCCUGCGGCAGACUGUGGUGGUGGCCAAGUGGGCAUCGUCAGCCUGGGUGCCCGUCAGAACUUUUCAGAGCGCUGGGACGCCUAUUGUUACCGCAUACAAGAUGUAAAAUGCCAAUGUCGUGACGGCUUUGUGGGUGACGGGGCCAGCAUGUGCAAUGGGAAGCUGCUUGAUGUAUUGGCUGCCACUGCCAACUUCUCGACUUUCUAUGGGAUGCUGUUAGGCUACGCCAACGCCACCCAGCAAGGUCUCGACUUCCUGGACUUCCUGAAUGAUGAACUCACCUACAAGACACUCUUUGUUCCUGUCAACGAAGGCUUUGUGGACAACAUGACACUGAGCGGUCCAGACCUGGAGCUGCACGCAUCCAAUGCUACCUUCCUGAGUGCCAACAUAAGCCAGGGUGUCUUGCUCCCUGCCCACUCUGGCCUCAACCUCGUCAUCAGUGAGGUGGGCCCUGGCAACAGUUCUUGGACCCCUGUGGUCCCAGGGGCUGUUGUGGUUGGCAGUGUUAUCCAAUGGGACAUCAUUGCCUUCAAUGGCAUCAUCCAUGCUCUAGCCAGCCCCCUCCUAGCACCCCCACAGCCUAGGGCAGUGCUGGCCCGUGAGGCCCUACCUGUGGCAGCAGGUGUGGGGGCUGUGGUGGCUGCUGGAGCACUAUUGGGUCUGGUGGCAGGAGUCCUCUACCUUCGUGCCCGAGGCAAGACCCUGGGUUUUGGCUUCUCUACCUUCCAGGCAGAUGAUGCGGAUGAUGACUUCUCCCCGUGGCAAGAGGGGACCAGCCCAGCCCUGGUCUCUGUACCCAACCCUGUGUUUGGCAGCCAAGAUGACUUCUGUGAGCCUUUUGAUGACUCAUUCCUGGAGGAGGACUUCCCAGACACCCAGAGAAUCCUGGCAGUCAAGUGA
Messenger RNA from Chrysochloris asiatica (Cape golden mole), 7778 nucleotides. It is a transcript of the gene STAB1, whose product is annotated as stabilin 1. The coding region runs from base 69 to 7778 and encodes 2569 amino acids. The transcript has 69 exons. NCBI's taxonomy places the organism in Eukaryota, Metazoa, Chordata, Mammalia, Afrosoricida, Chrysochloridae. Gene Ontology annotation, molecular function: calcium ion binding; hyaluronic acid binding. Gene Ontology annotation, biological process: cell adhesion. The record is from RefSeq and is a predicted model, not a curated record.